AUGUGAAAUUGAGGCAACCUUAGAGAGACUAAAGAAACUGGAGCGUGAUCUGAGCUUUAAGGAGCAAGAACUAAAGGAACGGGAGCGACGUUUGAGGAUGUGGGAGCAGAAGUUAACCGAACAGUCCAAUACUCCUUUGCUGCCCUCCUUUGAUAUUUGUGCAUGGACCGAAGAAGAUGUGUUUUUCUGGAUGCAACAACUUACAAGGAAAGGAGAUGCUUCUGGUGAAAUGAGUGUAUAUGCUAGCUUGUUUAAGGAACAUCAUAUCACUGGGAAACGAUUGCUUCUUCUAGAAGAGGAGGAUUUAAAGGACAUGGGAAUUGUUUCCAGAGGACACAUCAUCCAUUUAAAGACUGCCAUUGAGAAGUUAACCCAUGACUACCUAAAUCUGUUUCAUUUUCCACCAUUAAUUAAGGAUUCUGCAGGUGGAACUGAAGAAAACAUAGAGAAAGUAGUGAAUCUUGAACUCGUUUUUGGUUAUCACUUGAAGCCAGGAAGUGGUCCAAAGGAUUGUAAAUGGAAAAUGUACAUGGAGAUGGACGGGGAUGAAAUUGCAAUAACCUACAUAAAAGAUGUGACAUUCAACACUAACCUACCUGAUGUAGAGAUUUUAAAGAUGACAAAGCCACCUUUUGUAAUGGAGAAAUGGAUUGUGGGGAUAGAAGAGCACCAGUCUGUGGAAUGUGUUGUUACAUACGAGAGUGACGUUAGAGCUCCCAAAUCCACCAGGCACAUCCAAUCUAUCUGCUGGAGCAAGGGGAAAGCACAGGAUGAGGUCGAGACAGUACAGCUCAUGAUACACACCUCACUCCCCAACUCAGAGGGGAAUUCACGGAGCAGAUCUGACUCAAGCAUCGACAGCCAGUGGAUGCAGACGCUGCGGAUGCACCAAAUAGCGAAAGCCAUUUCCCACCAGCAUGGCCACCCCCACAGCCCGACCACCAUCACCCACUACCUGCCCUACCUUCGCAGCCAGGACUCCUAUGCCGCUGCCGUGAGGAGGACGCGUGGUCCCGUCAGUUACCAGUUCACAUCCAUCAGCCACUCCAGAAACUCCUCUCCCUUCUCACACAGUCUGAUGAGAAACCUCUCGAAUCUGCACCUGAACUCAAAAGGCAGCAGCACCUCCAGCACAGCCUCCGACACCGCUUCGGAGAGGGACAGGUCUGCCGGCAAAGGCAGAAACACGUCGCACGGUGCCAACUCCCGCAGCUCCUCGGAUGGGAGGCGCAGUGGGACCAGCUCCCCAGUGCCCCGGCUCUCGGGGAGAGCCUAUAGGACUUCCUCGCCAGCAACCCCGCCGUCCUCCCAGCAGCGCAGGUACUCCCGCAGCUCUCCCCAGCCCAAGGCCAUCCCGGGCAUGCCCCCGCAGGAUGAGAGCGAGCCCAGAAGGGGCGAAGGGGAGAGCAGAGUCAGCGAGGGAGGGUGGAUAAAGGUGCAGCACGGAAAGAAGUCCAACAGGCAGACUGCUGGAAAGCCAGGGAAGGAGAGGCCCAGGGGGAGCUGGCGGGGCCGGAGGACGUUCUAA
Molecule: messenger RNA, 1528 nt
Organism: Nestor notabilis (Kea)
Lineage: Eukaryota; Metazoa; Chordata; Aves; Psittaciformes; Psittacidae
Product: mitogen-activated protein kinase kinase kinase MLT-like
Exons: 10
Molecular function (GO): protein binding
Source: RefSeq, a predicted model, not a curated record